Messenger RNA from Leptosia nina, 285 nucleotides. Lineage: Eukaryota; Metazoa; Arthropoda; Insecta; Lepidoptera; Pieridae. The record is from the annotation of a GenBank genome assembly.
AUGUCAUCCUUCACAAUAGACUUUUUACAAAAAACUGAAAUCGGCACCGUGCAUGUGGCACGCACACACCGCCGUAGUGUAGACCGCGUCGCGACCCCAAACGCCACAAUGCACCCCUCGAGCUGCGCUACGCAUCCAACAUCACAAUCCAACCCAAAUCACCAGCGACUGGCAAUACUAUCUCAUGCGAACGGCAACACAAUGCGAAAUUGUGUCCUCGGUGCGCCCUCAACUUUGUUGAGGAACGCUUUGUUUAUGACAAUCUGGCAGCCCUAUUGUGCUUAG